AUGACGAUCAAGCCUAUUAUAGUGUGGUUGACUCCACCAGGCCCAAACCCGUGGAAGGUCGUCACAAUUCUUCAUGAGCUAGGGGUCCCCUAUAUUAUUAAGUCGUUCAAGUUCGAUGAUGUCAAGAAGCCGCCCUUUAUCUACAUUAAUCCUAAUGGUCGAGUUCCAGCUAUCGAGGAUCCAAAUACCGAUUUAACGCUUUGGGAGUCCGGUGCUAUUGUGCACUACCUAGAGGAGGUAUACGAUAAAGAGAAGAAACUGACUUACAGUACCUUUAAGGAGAGGCAUCUGCUGAAUCAGUGGCUUCAUUUCCAAGUCAGUGGCCAGGGCCCAUACUAUGGGCAGGCCGGAUGGUUCACCGUCCUGCAUCAUGAGAAAAUCCCCUCCGCCAUUGAGCGUUAUCAGGAACAUGUUCGCCGUGUUCUGGGCGUCCUAAAUACUGCCCUUGACGGCAAGCAGUGGCUUGUCGGCGACAAGUGCACCUAUGCUGACUUGGCUUUCCUGCCUUGGAAUAACCGCCUCAACAUGUUACUCGAAACCCCCGCAGGAGAAGACCCUCUGGCCCCGUAUCCCAAUGUACAGGCAUGGCAACAUCGUAUGGAGGCUCGCGAGUCGUGGAAGAAGGCUAUGGAGGUCCGUGAAAUUUAUAUGAAUGAACAGGGCUUGCAGACAAACGGAAUGCCAUUGGGUGUAAAUAAUGUCAAGGAAUAUGAGAAGCUUAUUGCGAAGAACGCCCGAGAGGUUGAGGCUGCAAGGACUUAA
This is a messenger RNA of Histoplasma mississippiense, 762 nucleotides long. RefSeq lists its product as hypothetical. The transcript has 5 exons. The record is from RefSeq and is a predicted model, not a curated record. NCBI's taxonomy places the organism in Eukaryota, Fungi, Ascomycota, Eurotiomycetes, Onygenales, Ajellomycetaceae. Bases 1 to 762 code for a protein of 253 amino acids.